Molecule: messenger RNA, 579 nt
Organism: Psylliodes chrysocephalus
Lineage: Eukaryota; Metazoa; Arthropoda; Insecta; Coleoptera; Chrysomelidae
Source: the annotation of a GenBank genome assembly
ACUUGAUACACUAAUUUCUCAUUAUUUGUACUAGUACAAUUUGAUUAACUCAAUAUGCGUUUUACAAUCUUUGCUGUAGUUUUAAGUGCUCUUCUGGCUUGUCCAUCAUUUCUAUGUAAUGGUGAUAGUUCUAUUGGCGGCUCAAAACCACUAAAGGGUAUAAAAAACAUAGAGGAUUUAGUUGCUCUAGUGAAAAUUGCGAAAACGGCUUCAGGUUCAUCUGGAAAUUAUGCGUCUCUAUUAUCUAACCUGUUUUCACAAAGAUCUUUAGCUAAAAGUAAAGCAGCGAGAGUAACAAGAAAUGUUGAAGCUGUUAAAGCAGCAAGAGCUACUAGAGCCCUUGAAGAUUUGGACUGUGAACAAUUGGCUAAGGAUAUAGACGAGGCUUUUGAUGAUCUUGGAAUAGACGAACUUGGUGAUGAUAUAAUUUUAUUUAUAUCCGUAUGCAUUACGCCAGAUGAAGAUCAUCCCUUGUUUUCUUUAUGAAACGUUGCACAAACACCUUUAUAAAGAUCCUUGUCUAAAUGAUAAUAUUGAUGAAACUUUUUUUUAUAUAAAUAUUUGUUUUUGUGUUUUUGU